This is a messenger RNA of Tetrapisispora phaffii CBS 4417, 480 nucleotides long. RefSeq names its product proteasome regulatory particle lid subunit RPN13 (gene RPN13). The record is from RefSeq and is a predicted model, not a curated record. Gene Ontology annotation, cellular component: cytoplasm; proteasome regulatory particle, lid subcomplex; nucleus. Gene Ontology annotation, molecular function: proteasome binding; ubiquitin binding; endopeptidase activator activity. Gene Ontology annotation, biological process: ubiquitin-dependent protein catabolic process. Bases 1 to 480 code for a protein of 159 amino acids. Lineage: Eukaryota; Fungi; Ascomycota; Saccharomycetes; Saccharomycetales; Saccharomycetaceae. The transcript has a single exon.
AUGUCGACUGUAAAAUCAAUACCUAAAAAAAUUAAGUUCAGAGCAGGGAUUGCUAAAUUCGACGAAGUUACAAAAGAAUGUAUUCCAUUGGCAGUGCAAGGUGAGAUCCAUCUAGACGCUAGUGAAGAAGAGUCUGAAUUAGGAUUUUAUGAUUUUGAAUGGAAGCCAACAGAAGACGUAAACAAUCCAAAUAACACCCCGAUCAAUUUAAUUUUAAUACCGGGAGAAACAGUAUUUGUGCCAAUUAAAUCAUGCACUACAGGUAGAGUAUUUGCAAUUAUUUUCUCAUCGAAUGAGAAAUAUUUCUUCUGGUUACAGGAAAAAAACCCAUCUAAUUUAAGAGUAAAUGAAUUGAGUUCAAAUGAUAAAGAAAUAUAUCAAAGAAUUACUGCAAUUCUAACAGCAUUUGAAGAUGAUGAAGAUAACGAAGAAGGCAAGGCGCUGCUUAACGAGAAGGAGAAAGACGUCGAGAUGGAAUAA